Parnassius apollo (apollo) is the source of this 1362-nucleotide messenger RNA. Lineage: Eukaryota; Metazoa; Arthropoda; Insecta; Lepidoptera; Papilionidae. The record is from the annotation of a GenBank genome assembly.
AUGGUUUUCAAAACUUUGAUGUUGGCUAUUCUGAUGACUGUAACUGCUAACAGUACCAAACCGGAUAAGAGAAGUGCGGUUCCCUGGGACCUGAUGGGUUCGUCUGGAUGGAACACUGGCGGGGACAGUAUUCCUGCCACGGUGGUUAUAAAUGGAAGUGGUAAAGAAGGCUGGUCAACAGACACGAAUAGCGACGUAGCAGGAGCGCUGGCAGCAGCAAAAUCUGCUGCAACAGCGGUGAUGGCAGCUCAACAGCAAGUUGCAGCAGCAAAGCACGCCGCCCUCGAGCAGCAGAGCGUCGCCAGUGCUAAGGAGGCGGCGGCUGCCCACGCUGCACACAAGAGUGAGGAAGCAGCGAGAAGAGCUCGUGCCCAAGCUCUAGAAGCGGCUCAGGCUGCAGUUCAUGCUCAGGCGCAGCUCGCAGCGGCUAAAGCUAGAGCAGCCGCAGCACAGAAGAUUGCUGCAGCGAGAGAAUCAGCCGCUGCUAAAGCGAUUCAGAACGCCGCACAUAGUCAGGCUGCUAGGCUGCAGAAUGCCGACAUAGAAUCGCUAAAGUGGUCGGUGCUGCAAAGCUCCGGCGCCGCGGGCGCUGCGGGCGCAGCACAGCACGCUGCGAUCGCGGCGGCGGCAGCUCUGCGACCCGACGCAAGUGCAGGACGGCCGACAACCAGAUGGCAACCGUAUUCGUCCAGUGCUUGGAUUUGUACCAAGCCGGAUAAGAGAAGUGCGGUUCCCUGGGACCUAGUGGGUUCGUCUGGAUGGAACACUGACGCGGACAGUAUUCCCGCCACGGUGGUUAUAAAUGGAAAUGGUAAAGACGGCUGGUCAACAGACACGAACAGCGACGUAGCAGGAGCGCUGGCAGCAGCAAAAUCAGCAGCAACAGCGGUAAUGGCAGCUCAACAGCAAGUUGCAGCAGCUAAGCACGCAGCCCUCGAGCAGCAGAGCGUCGCCAGUGCUAAAGAGGCGGCGGCUGCCCACGCUGCACACAAGAGUGAGGAAGCAGCGAGAAAAGUUCGUGCCCAAGCUCUAGAAGCGGCUCAGUAUGCAGUUCAUGCUCAGGCGAGGCUCGCAGCGGCUAAAGCUAGAGCAGCCGCAGCACAGAAGAUUGCUGCAGCGAGAGAAUCAGCCGCUGCUAAGGCGAUUCAGAACGCCGCACACGGCCAGGCUGCUAGGCUGCAGAAUGCCGACAUAGAAUCGCUAAAGUGGUCGGUGCUGCAAAGCUCCGGCGCCGCGGGCGCUGCGGGCGCAGCACAGCACGCUGCAACCGCUGCGGCGGCAGCUCUGCGACUCGACGCAAGUGCAGGAUGGCUGCCGGCGAGCAGAUGGCAACCGUAUUCGCCCCGUGCUUGGAUUUGGUAA